Messenger RNA from Trichogramma pretiosum, 1287 nucleotides. It is a transcript of the gene Or22b, whose product is annotated as odorant receptor 13a. Gene Ontology annotation, biological process: detection of chemical stimulus involved in sensory perception of smell; sensory perception of smell. NCBI's taxonomy places the organism in Eukaryota, Metazoa, Arthropoda, Insecta, Hymenoptera, Trichogrammatidae. Gene Ontology annotation, cellular component: plasma membrane. Gene Ontology annotation, molecular function: olfactory receptor activity; odorant binding. Bases 1 to 1287 code for a protein of 428 amino acids. The record is from RefSeq and is a predicted model, not a curated record. The transcript has 4 exons.
AUGCUCAAACUGAACAAAUUCAUCUGCUGGCCGCUGGGCUUGUGGCCACUCGACGGCGACGGGAUUUUCUCCUGGUUUCGAUUGGUUUUUGCUGGCAUUAAUCAGCUGUGGAUGAUGUGCGUCCAACUGGCGGCGGUAUUUCUCAACUGCGGCGACUCGAGCGACAAAGUCGACUACAUCAUGAUGACGGUGUGCGCAGCAAUGGCCCUGACGAAGAUGAUCGCGUUGCGCGUCCACAUGGCCAAGAUCCGCGAGGUCUUGCUCGGCUCGCUCGACGAUUGGACGGCCUUGGACGAGAGCAAGAACGAGCAGGACCGAUCGCUGAUGUGGUCCUACGGUAAGACCGGCCGCAGAGUCAUAUUAUACCAGAUGAUCAAUUGUUACGUGUCGAACACGCUCAUCUUUGUCGGAUCUCUCCCCUUCCUCAUGCCACCGAUGGACCAGAGCAACGCUACUCUCGGCAACGAAACGAUGGUAGGGAUGGUUCGGCAACUACCCCUCCGAACCGGUUGCAUGUUCGGUAACACUAGGAACGGCCUCUACGCGAGUCUGUACGCCUUGGAGACUUUGACCAUCCAGACCACGGCUCACGGCAACAUCGGCUCGGACUGCUUCAUUUUCAGCCUCAUGAUGCACCUGUGCGGCCAGUUGGAGCUGCUGAGAAAUCGGCUCUCGACGAUCGGCGACGGAACAAGCGCCGAGAGCAAAGAGGAGGAGGAGGAGGAGCGGAAGAAAACCGGCCGGGAAAUCCGCGAGCGCGUCGAAAGACACUCGCAGCUGCUGGAGCUGGCCUCUGGUCUGAACGCGACCCUGUCGGGUGUGCUGAUCAUACAGCUGCUGCUGAACGCCGGCCUCAACCUCAUGCUGUGCAUCCGCAUAAUCCUGGCCCUGAAGAGCGGCGUGGCUCUGGCCGCGGUGAGGCCCCUCCUGGCCUUCGGGGUGCUCAUGCUGCAGCUCUUCCUGCUGUGCUACGCGAGCGAGCGGCUCUGCCAGCAGCACGAGGCCCUCGCCGACUCCAUCUACCAGAGCAAAUGGUACGAGCUGCCGAUCGAGCAGAGGAGGAACCUCAAUUUCAUGGCGGCGAGAUCGAGCAAGCCGAUUUACCUUAUGGCCGGUCACUUUUACGCCAUGAAUCUCGAGAACUUCAAAAACAUACUCAAAGCUUCCUUCUCCUACUUUUCCAUACUGAGAAUUAUGUUCGACGCCGAAGAAAAAAAUGAAAGCACCAGGCCAAUUUUUCGCUGUCGUUUAUCAGUUCAGGCCUGUACUGUAUCGAUUUCAGCAUAA